GUCUUCACCAAACUUCAGGUUACUCACUAGAAACAACAAUGAGUCUCAGCGCUAAGGACAAGGUAGUGGUCAAAAAAUUCUGGGCCAAGGUUGCGGGCAAGGCCGAAGACAUUGGAUGCGAGGCUCUGUCAAGGACGCUGGUGGUGUACCCCCAGACCAAGACUUAUUUCUCCCACUGGAAGGACCUGAGCCCCGGCUCUGCCCAGGUGAAAAGGCACGGCGGGGUCAUCAUGGGAGGCAUCGGUGAAGCGGUGGCCAACAUCGACAAUCUCACCGCAGGUCUCCUCACCCUCAGCGAGCUGCACGCCUUCCAACUGCGUAUAGAUCCCGCCAACUUCAAGAUCAUGUUCCACAACAUCAUGGUGGUUCUGGCCAUUCUGUUUCCCGUUGAUUUUACCCCGGAGGUUCAUGUGGCUAUGGACAAGUUCCUGGCCGCUGUGGGCCGAGCUCUGUCCGAGAAGUACCGAUAAGAAGUGUGAAGAAGGCAUAAGACCAGACGGGAGGCUUGAUCAGCAAUGUACUCAGCGCUCUAUCUUGCUAUAAAUUAUGAAUAAAUCUUCAAAUACACACUU
This is a messenger RNA of Esox lucius (northern pike), 572 nucleotides long. Its product is annotated as hemoglobin embryonic subunit alpha-like. NCBI's taxonomy places the organism in Eukaryota, Metazoa, Chordata, Actinopteri, Esociformes, Esocidae. Gene Ontology annotation, cellular component: blood microparticle; hemoglobin complex; haptoglobin-hemoglobin complex. Gene Ontology annotation, biological process: hydrogen peroxide catabolic process; oxygen transport. Bases 39 to 470 code for a protein of 143 amino acids. The record is from RefSeq and is a predicted model, not a curated record. Gene Ontology annotation, molecular function: peroxidase activity; iron ion binding; heme binding. The transcript has 3 exons.